UAUGGCGGACGGGAACCCGAACGCUGGAGAUUCGAAGGAUUCGGAAAAACAUGCAUCGUGGGAUAUCAUAAAAUUUAUCGAGAAAACGCCAUGUUCGAGAGACAGCUUGCUGUAUGGGAUAACUGGAGGCCUUGGUGCUGGCGUGCUAUACUUUUUCAAAUCAAAUCACGUCCGGAGGUCAGCUGACGUUGCUGUUGGAUCAUUUGCACUGAUAUCUGUGGUUAGCUGGGAGCUGUGUAGAUAUAUGAGACACAAAGAACAUCAAAAGAUAAAAAAGACAGUAGAAUUGAUGAAUGAACAGAGCAAAAAUAACAAAGAUGAACCAAAACAAGCAUGAUGAAAUAGUGGUAGUGGUUAUACAUGCAGGGAACUUGAUAUUAUUACGAAUGAUAUUUAAGGAACCAUUCAUUUUUUACUGGGGAGGGAUGCAUUGGGAUUAUUGAGCUUAGGAGCACAGCACAUUUCCAAUACACAGAAUGGGAAAUAAAGUAGGAAUCAUAUUUUUAUGCAACAAUGGGGAGAGGGAGUGGGUCAGACUUUUUGUAUGGGUUACAAAGUAAAUCCCAACCCCCUCCCUGAUAAAAAAUGAAUGGUCCCUAUACUAACACCAGCCACAAAACGUUCAUCAGAAGGCACAAAGGAAAGCUAUCAAGCUGUUUGUUAUUUGUUUCUGUAACUUUGAAAACGUCUUGAUUUAACUACAUGUAAUCUUCAACUUGUUAAAUGAAUGAACAAUAUACAGAAAGCAAAAUACCUGAGGUGCAAUGUCUGAUGUUUCUUUGGUUGCAAAACGUGGAAGAGAAACUUCAAAUGGAGGUUCACUUGAUAAAAUUUUGUAAGAAAGAUGUUGCUGAAGUUUUCCCUGACAGUGGUUAGAGUAAGCUGAAGAAAUAAAGUGCUAUGUCCCUCAAUUUUUUAUGCUUUCAAAAAUAAAGACAAAAAAUGCUGUUU
Messenger RNA from Actinia tenebrosa (Australian red waratah sea anemone), 951 nucleotides. Its product is annotated as cytochrome c oxidase assembly protein COX20, mitochondrial. The record is from RefSeq and is a predicted model, not a curated record. Lineage: Eukaryota; Metazoa; Cnidaria; Anthozoa; Actiniaria; Actiniidae. Gene Ontology annotation, biological process: mitochondrial respiratory chain complex IV assembly. Gene Ontology annotation, cellular component: mitochondrial inner membrane; mitochondrion.